Prunus armeniaca (apricot) is the source of this 525-nucleotide messenger RNA. The record is from the annotation of a GenBank genome assembly. Lineage: Eukaryota; Viridiplantae; Streptophyta; Magnoliopsida; Rosales; Rosaceae.
AUGAAGCUGGAGUCACAGAGGAUAGCGAUGGUGAGCUUUUAUUUACUGAUAUCAUUGUGCUCAUAUCAUAUGUGUUCAAACAAAUCUUGGUUUGAUACAUAUGAUGUGGACUACGACAUUGAAUUUAUGAUAGGGGACAGCUCAGUUUGUAGAGUAGAAGGAAUAGGUACAAUCAAGGUGAAGAUGCAUGAUGGCGUGGUUAGGACAUUGGGUAUGGUUAGGUACAUACCAAAGUUGAAGAAGAAUCUCAUCUCCCUUGGUACUUUUGACAAGAAUGGCUAUUCCUACAAAGCCAAGGGAGGGAAGCUCAUAAUCUCAAAGAAUGACUCAAAGGAUACUCAGCAUUGGCACUUGAGGCUAAGGCACAUGAUCGAAGGUGACAUUCAAGUAGCAAGACAAAGAGAAUAUGAGCAUAGGGGUGCUCGAUUAUAUUCACUUGGAAAUGUGGGGCUUGCUCCGGUCAAGUCAUUUGGUGGAGCUCGCUACUACGUCACAUUCUUGGAUGAUUUUUCUCGGAAGGUUUGA